AUGACCGACUUAGUGCAGUGGCACUCACGUACAACAAUGGAACAGAAGAAGAGAAGAGAACAAACAGAAAGCGAGAAAGAUAUUAGAACCAAACGACGACAUGUAGCCGACCCGCGCACUCCAAGUUCUGUUUGUGGUGUUGCAGAACUACCGAGAAUGUCUUCUUCGAAGUGCUUGGUGGACAGUGCAGAAAUCUCCAUUGAAAAGAUAUUCGAAGACAAGUUUGCGCGACGCGAAAUUCUGUCGUUACCAGUCCAGUGUACAAACCAAAGCGACGGCUGCAAUUGGACAGGAGAACUGGGACAUCUAGAGGACCACGAGGCUCAAUGUCCGUAUACCAAGGUUCAGUGUAUGUAUCCCAGUUGUGGAGUCCUGGUGCUGAGAGGAGACUUAUCCCGGCACCUUGAAGCAGCCUGUAUGUUUAGACAGCAGCAAUGUCAGUACUGCAAGUUUGUGACAACAGCUGACCAGCUUAAGGAACACGAAGAGAAUGAUUGCGAGGAAUACCCGGUGGACUGUCCAAAGUGUUCAACUGUAAACCUCCCACGAAAGCAGCUUUCAAGCCACCUUGAUGCUGUUAAUGGUGACUGUGAAGCUGUUGAGGUGCUCUGUGCUUUUGAGAGCAUAGGAUGCAAACAUGGAAAGGAUGUGCGAGGACGGACACAAAAGAAACUAUCGUCCUCCAUUUACAAACACUACCAUCUCGAACAUAAUGGUGAGAUACCAGUCUUGAGUUGUGUGCGUGACUGCGCAGAUCAGAAGACGCGGAGAAGGAGGACCGUGAUCAUGAGUUUACCGAAUGAGUGGCCGAUAUUUUUUAAUUUAGUUGAUGACUUUCUUCAUGAAUGUGAAAGUCGAAUUCAUGAAUGUGAAAGUCAGGAUUACCGUGUUUUGGAAGGUCUCCUUGAACGUCUUCAAAGUGUACGCAGUGGAUGUAAACGAGUCGCCAACUCGCUAGGAUUUACUGCUCAGAAUUCUGCUUCCUGCUGGAUUGGAAACGAUUUGGGAGAUCAAAAUUCUCUCUGA
This is a messenger RNA of Orbicella faveolata, 1026 nucleotides long. Its product is annotated as TNF receptor-associated factor 2-like. Gene Ontology annotation, cellular component: cytoplasmic side of plasma membrane; plasma membrane signaling receptor complex. The record is from RefSeq and is a predicted model, not a curated record. NCBI's taxonomy places the organism in Eukaryota, Metazoa, Cnidaria, Anthozoa, Scleractinia, Merulinidae. Gene Ontology annotation, biological process: signal transduction; regulation of apoptotic process; regulation of canonical NF-kappaB signal transduction. Gene Ontology annotation, molecular function: zinc ion binding; tumor necrosis factor receptor binding.